Molecule: messenger RNA, 1904 nt
Organism: Anopheles merus
Lineage: Eukaryota; Metazoa; Arthropoda; Insecta; Diptera; Culicidae
Product: beta-catenin-like protein 1
Exons: 3
Coding region: 121-1833 (570 amino acids)
Cellular component (GO): spliceosomal complex
Source: RefSeq, a predicted model, not a curated record
UUUUGCGACGGUUUUCGACGGGGAGCGUUGGUUUCUGAGGGAGGGUGCGGGGAACUGUCGAAUUGUUUACAUUCUGCUCGCUGAAAACAAACCGCACAGCCACCAGACGCACUGAGCACGAUGGAUGUCGGAGAGCUGCUUUCUUUCAAGCCCGAGCAAACCCCAAAGCGCCCGUCCGAUUUUGAAAGGGAUCAGCAAAACGACGACGACGAUGAACACUCCCCGGAACCGGCAGCCCGCAGCCAACCCCCAAAAAAGGUCACCCGAACGGAACAGAGCGUAAGCGCGCGAGGAAUCCCCGCACUGCCCACCAAGGAGCCACAAAUCAGCGAGGAGGAACGGCUGAACAUUCUGAAAUUUGUCGAAACCGAGGAGCCCGACGGAGAGGUGCUGGAUGAGGGUGGCCUCAAACGGAUGCUGCUGCUGUUCGAAAAGCGCGUGCUGAAGAACCAAGAGAUGCGCAUCAAGUUUCCGGACAGUGCGGAAAAGUUCAUGGAAAGCGAGAUUGAGCUGAACGACGCCAUCCAGGAGCUGCACGCGGUCGCCACCGUGCCGGAUCUGUACCCGCUGCUGGUCGAGCUGAACGGUGUGGCCAGUUUGCUGGACCUGCUGUCGCACCAAAACUCGGACAUCAGCGUGGCGGUGGUCAAUCUGCUCCAGGAGCUUACCGAUGUGGACAUCCUGCACGAAAGCCUGGACGGUACGGAGACGCUGAUCGAGGCGCUGCGCAACCAGCAGGCUGCCGGACUGCUCGUGCAGAACCUGGAGCGGUUGGAUGAGUCUGUGAAGGAGGAAGCGGACGGUGUGCACAACACGCUCGCCAUCUUCGAGAAUCUGAUCGAGGUGAAGGCCGACAUUGCGAAGGAAGUGGCCGAACAGGGCUUGCUGCAGUGGAUUCUGAAGCGGCUGCGCGCCAAGAUGCCGUUCGACGCGAACAAGCUGUACUGCAGCGAAAUGCUGUCGAUACUGGUGCAGGACACGAACGCGAACCGCAUCACGCUGGGCAACAUAGACGGCAUCGAUGUGCUGCUGCAGCAGCUGGCCGUCUACAAGCGACACGAUCCGAGCUCGGCGGAGGAGCAAGAGUUUAUGGAGAACCUGUUCAACAGCCUCUGCUCGGCGCUGAUGGCGAAGGAGAAUCGGGAAAAGUUUCUCAAAGGCGAGGGUCUGCAGCUGAUGAACCUGAUGCUGCGCGAGAAGAAGCUCUCGCGCAACGGGUCGCUGAAGGUGCUGGAUCACGCGAUGGCCGGACCGGACGGGCGCGACAAUUGCAACAAGUUCGUCGACAUUCUCGGCCUGCGCACGAUCUUUCCGCUGUUCAUGAAGACGCCGAAACGGAGCAAGAAGCGCCUGCUCAGCACGGACGAGCACGAGGAGCACAUCGUCUCCAUCAUUGCCAGCAUGCUGCGCAACUGCAAAGGCUCGCAGCGGCAGCGCUUGCUGUCGAAGUUUACCGAGAACGAUUUCGAGAAGGUGGAACGACUGAUGGAACUGCACCGCAAGUAUUUGGACAAGGUGGAAGCGAUGGACCGUGAGAUCGAUCAGGAGCUGCGCAACAAUGAGGACGAGGAGCAGGACGACGACAUGGUGUACGUGAAGCGUCUCUCCGGCGGACUCUUCACACUGCAGCUGGUCGAUUACGUGAUCCUCGAGAUCAGCUGCACGGAUGUGGUGAAGCAGCGCGUCCUGAAGAUUCUGAACCUGCACAACGGGUCGAUGAAAAUGAUACGCAACGUGAUGCGCGAGUAUGCGGGCAAUUUGGGCGACGCUAACGAUAGCGAUUGGCGCGAACAGGAGCAGUCCCACAUACUGCAGCUGAUCGAUCGGUUCUAAUAGGUUAGCGCUCGAUUAUAAAACCCUCAUACAACGUUCAAUAAACCGGAAAUGACUCGAAAAAUGGAAAA